UUGUGGGAUGACAGACGGGUUUGUCAACAUCGCGAUAUAAUGAGGGCGUUAUACCGAGGCAUUGCGCUUCCUAAACCCCGACCAGUCAACAGAAUGAUACGAGCGUCUUCCGAGAACAACAGGCACACACAUUCUACGAGGAAAUAGCGGGACAGUGUGUAGCAUACAUUGAUGCGCAGUGAUAUAUUCCUACCGAGGUGUGCUCGGAUAUAACUACUCCACUCAAUAUUUACCACACAUUAGUCGGAUCCGGUCGGGAACUUGUAAACAAGUAAAGUCGAGGUGACCGUGUUUUAACGCUACACUUGUACUGAAAGUUUCUGAAUCUGUGGGUGAGACAUUAACUGAAAAAUGGAAUACUCAGUGAAAUGGAUAACAUGGAGCUUCGUAAUCGCAGCUUCUGUGUCUACAAUAUCCUGUUUCCAAGGUUACGAUACGGUAAAUGAUUGCAACAUCACUCUACAAGCAGGCACAACUCCCCGACUUCUGUUUAAUCCGGGCAUGAGCAGUUCAGGAAACUCUCACUGCUGGUGGCGGAUAGAGUCGACGGACCCUGGCAACCGCGUCGUCCUUGACACCUUGGCUCUAAGGGUGAAAAACGCAAGUGAAUGCGAAGUGGCAAAAGUCAGAGUAUUUAACGGACCCACACUGACAACACCUGUGCGGAGCUGGUGUGGAGAUGGUGAGAAAAGACUACUCUACACGGAAAAUGGCGCUUUUUACAUGGCUGCUGACCCUACGUACUACAAAAUAUUUCUCUUCAAAUUUUACCAAGAAAAAGAACAAUCCGAGAGUAUCCAGCUUAUUGCUACUUCCGCAGAAUCAGUGCUUGAGUCUCCUGGUUUUCCAAACUUCUACUACAAUGAUACUGACAGAAAGUAUGUGAUUUCAACCGAGAAUCAAGAUGACUACAUCGUACUGGAGACAGAAUCAUUCAGUCUGGUCCAUAAUGGCUCCAACCAGGUCAAUGAUUUUCUGUCGGUAACACAAGGCGACUUGUCUCUCGGGAGAUAUUUCGGCAAGAAAGGCCCCGUCAUCCAGACAACAAAUAACAAUGUGACUCUCCAUUUCAAGACAGGACGAAAAAGUUCAUUCAACCGAGCGGUUGGCUUCAGAUUUCGAUACAGGGCAGUCAAAGGCGAAAAUACGGCACCGGUAAUAGGUACAACUGACCCUUUUGCGGGGGUGGCCUACAAGUACCUCCAUGUACAGGAUGCAAUAGAGCUUUCUCCCAACCAAAGCAUGGACUUCAUUUGGACAGUGCGAAAACCAAGAACGGGCUCAGAGUAUAUGAUCCGAUUAACUGUUUUCUACCCAGAGACAGAGAAAUUCUGCAGCGGAGAUUUACUGGAGGUGUUUGAUGGUCAACGUGAUGAAUCGACACGCAUUCCAAAUCAGCACUGUUCAGUUCGUGGACCAGAGUUUGAGGGAAAUGAGCCAAAUAUGACGAUUUAUCUCCGAUAUGACGGAUCGUUCAAUCCGAAAGAUGUAAGAAUUCGGUACUUUAUAACAAAAGAACCCUACCCUUGUGGAAGAAACUUCACAGCUGAUGACACAUUUCAGUCAAUCCUGUCGCUGGGUUAUUACACACAAGACUAUGACGCGAAUCUAGACUGCGUGUAUCAUAUAGAAGCUCCUGAAAACCAUCGAGUACUGGUUACAGACAAUGACGGGUCUAUGGGACUUGAACACUCGUUGUUCUGUCGCAAAGAUUAUGUCCUUAUUGCUGAUGGUCCAGACGCUAACAGCAGCGUUGUGAGCAAAGUCUGUGGCAACGACUUCAUCGUAUACAGCAGCACUGGCCGUUUCCUAACCAUCGUCUUCCACUCAGAUGAGAGUGUUGCUGGAGGAGGUUUCAGGUGGAACCUCAGAGCCGUCAAGCCUAACGAAACAUGUCCGAAACAGUAUCUGAAUGCCCUGGACACAAAUCUGACCAUCACAUCGCCACUGUAUCCACAGACCUACCCAGCAAACACUGACUGUGUAUGGGAUCUGAUCGCCCCCCAAGGCUAUGUCGUCUUUGUGGAGGUGGAGGAGUCGUCAAUGGAGACGUCGACUGAUUGCACAAAGGAUUAUGUAGAGGCUGUUGAUGGUCCCAGCAUAAAUAACGAAGUAAAUUCAAGAAUUAUCCGAUGGUGUGGAGUUGAACACCCUUCCUUCCAAAGUUCUGGAAUAUUUAUGACACUUGUCUUCCAUAGUGAUGAUGUCACUUCCGGAUCUGGAUUUAAACUUUCAUACUCAGCUCGUCCCAAACUAGUAAAACCUCUGCCCGAGACCUCCAGUGAUUACAUCGUUGGACUAGUUGUCGGCAUAGUGGUUGGCGUGCUUGUAUUAGCUGCCAUUAUCGCGGCUGGUAUUGUAGUCUACAGGAGAAGGAGGUCUAGAAACAUGAAUGUGUCAUGAACUCACGGGUUCUAGUCAUAGAAGUGGAGAAUGAGGGCAAUGGCGGUAGUUCUUCGGAAGAUCCAAGGCAUUCCAGUUUAUCAGACGUCUUCAUACUGUGCCAUAUGGGAGGGCAAUCCACCCACCCAAUUCCACAAUUCCCGUAUAUUUACGCAUUAAUAACGAUACUUGUCAAUUACCGCAUGAUGUUUGACAGGCACCUCGAUCCAUAAUUAUAUUUUGUUAAAGCUUUCUAUUCUCGUAUUAAUAACGAUACUUGUCAAUUACCGCAUGAUGUUUGACAGGCACCUCGAUCCAUAACUAUAUUUUGUUGACACUUUCUAUUCUCGUAUUAAUGACGAUACUAGUCAAUUACAGCAUAAUGUUUGACAGGCACCACAUUUGAUAAUUCUCUGCGGUUGACGUUCUAUAUUUUCAUAAUAAUUACGAUACUAGUCAGUUAAGGCAUAAUGUUUGACAGGCACCACAUUUGAUAGUUUUCUGCGGUUGACGUUCUAUAUUUGCAUAAUAAUUACGAUACUAGUCAGUUAAGGCAUAAUGUUUGACAGGCACCACAUUUGAUAGUUUUCUGCGGUUGGCGUUCUAUAUUCACAUAAUAAUUACGAUACUAGUCAAUUACCGCAUAAUGUUUGACAGGCACCUCAUUUGAUAAUUCACUUUCGCUAACGCUUUAUAUCUUCAUAUUAAUUACGAUACUUGUUAGUUGCACAAGUUUGACAGGCACUUUAUUACUGUAUAAAUCAGCCGCUUCCGAGUAUUCCAUGUCGUUAAGUACGGGGUCAAACAAUGGUAUCGAAGCUAUCGAGGGGUGUUUACAGAUAUAGAAGAAAGGAAGGUGUCAUGCUGAAGAAGCAUAAAAACACUUUGACAAGGUGCCAUUAUAUAGAAAACAAGUUUCUUUCAGAUUCAGAGCAUAAACAAACUGAACACUUCACAAUGUAAUUCUGGAAACCCAAAUAGUCUAGACACUCUCCGCACUGUGGCCUAUUUCUGAAAAAGGAUUUGACAAAAUUCAACACGAAUAUAUAUUCUAAGGAUGGAAAAAUCAACAAAAUCUUUUUCGAAAACUCGAUUAUUCACGAUUGCUUAAAUUCAUGUUUUGGAGGUUGUAAAUGCAUGAAAGUAUGUUUAUAAGUAUCAUGAGUGAGUGAGUAAGUUUAGUUGAACGCCGCACUCAGCAAUA
This is a messenger RNA of Haliotis rubra (blacklip abalone), 3586 nucleotides long. RefSeq names its product cubilin-like. The record is from RefSeq and is a predicted model, not a curated record. Bases 352 to 2403 code for a protein of 683 amino acids. Lineage: Eukaryota; Metazoa; Mollusca; Gastropoda; Lepetellida; Haliotidae. The transcript has 17 exons.